AUGUCCACGGAAAUCAGCUUCGUUUUGCUUCUGUUUGUGCUGCUGCCUGUGCACAGGGCAACAGCCUCGUCCUGUCCUGAUUUGGACCCACGACUGAAACUGUGGACCCCUGGGCAUGAUGAAUACAACUUGGUCAACAUCAGCCGUGGCCAAGAGCUCCUGUUAUCUUCUUCGGCAACUGUCCAUUCCAUCCUCAUCACAAGUGGAGGAAAGCUGGUGAUUAAAGACAACACAGGCUCCAUUGUUUUGCGCACUCGACACAUCCUGAUCGAAAACGGCGGAGAGAUGCACGUCGGGAGCGAGAGCUGUCCUUUCCGGAGCAACCUGACAAUCAUCCUGUACGGACGUGCGGAUGACGCUACCCAGCCAGACGGUUACUUUGGGCAGAAGUAUAUCGGGGUAGGCAGCGGUGGCACCCUCGAGGUCCACGGCGAGAAGAAGCUCUCCUGGACGUUCCUCAACAAGACCUUGAAUCCCGGCGGCUUGCAGGAGGGCGGCUACUACUUCGAGCGGAGCUGGGGGCACCGCGGCAUCAUCGUCCACGUAAUUGACCCGAAGACGGGAUCCGUUGUCCAUUCCGAUAGAUUUGACACCUAUAAACUCAAGGGCGAAAGCCUCCGCCUCGUCUGGUACUUGAACGCAGUUGCUGACGGCAUGAUCUUGUCGGUUGCGGUGAACGACGAAGGAUCCCGAAGCUUGGAUGAUUCGGCUCGGAAAGCCAUGACCAAGCUGGGCAGCAAGCAUUUCCUCCACCUCGGUUUUAGACAUCCCUGGAGUUUUAUCACAGUAAAAGGGACUCCUUCUUCUUCGGUUGAAGACCACAUAGAAUACCAAGGAUACAGAGGGUCGGCGGUAGCCAAAGUAUUCAAACUAUUUCAGGCAGAGAAUGGAGAGCACUUUAACGUGUCUUCGACCAGUGAGUGGGUUCAAGAUGUCGAGUGGACAGAAUGGUUUGAGAAGCCAGAAAAGGCAAAGUCCAAAGGCGGAGAAAGACUUCUAGACUUCAAAGCAGCUCACCCAGAACUCUGCGAUCAUCCUGUCGACAUCCAGGCGGUCACGCUGGACGGAGCCCAACUGACAACGGAGGUUCUCUACAAAAGCGGCCGCGAUUAUAGGUUUUUCUGCCGUGGCCCAGAACAGACCGACGGGAGCUGCCGAAACUACCGCGUCCGUUUUUUAUGUGGUAAAAACGUGAGACCCAAGCUUACCGUAACCGUCGACACAAACGUGAACAGCACCGUUCUAAGAUUAGCGGACGAUGUGCGGUCGUGGAAGGCGGGCGACAGAAUCGUGGUGGCCAGUACGGAUUAUUCCAUGUACCAAGCCGAGGAAUUCCAGAUCUUGCCUUGCCGGGCCUGUAGACCCAACGAAGUCAAAGUGGCAGGGAAAGCGACCUACCUUCACACGGGAGAGGAAAUUGACGGCGUCGACAUGAGGGCAGAAGUUGGCCUGCUGAGCCGCAACGUUGUGGUGAUGGGAGAGAUGGAGAAAGCUUGCUACGACUACAACAGCGGCCUCUGUUCCUUCUUCGAUUUCGACACCUUCGGGGGACACAUCAAGGUCGCUCUUGGAUUUAAAGCCGUCCACAUGGAAGGGGUAGAGCUGAAACACAUGGGCCAGCAAUCCCUGGGACACUACCCGAUCCACUUCCACAUGGCUGGAGACGUGGAUGAGAAGGGAGGCUACGACCCACCCACCUAUGUCAAAGACCUGGCCAUCCAUCACGCCUUUUCCCGUUGCGUGACCAUCCAUGGCUCCAACGGUUUACUGGUGAAGGACGUUGUCGGUUAUGACACCUUGGGGCAUUGCUUCUUUACCGAGGACGGGCCCGAGGUACGCAACACGUUCGAUCACUGCCUCGGACUGGUGGUGAAACCGAGCACGUUGCUCCCCUCCGAUCGGGACACAAGGAUGUGCAAGACUAUUACAGAGGGAGCGUACCCGGGAUAUGUCCCCAAACCUAGACAGGACUGCAACGCCGUGUCCACCUUCUGGCUGGCCAACCCGCACAACAACCUGAUAAACUGUGCAGCUGCGGGCUCUGAAGAAACUGGAUUUUGGUUUGUUCUGCAUCACGUGCCAACAGGACUGUCUACUGGAAUGUAUGCCCCCGGCUACUCAGAGCACCUUCCGAUGGGAACGUUCUACAACAAUCGGGCACAUUCCAACUACAGAGCUGGAAUGAUAAUUGAUAAUGGCGUUAAAACGACACCAGCAUCUGCCAAAGACAAACGACCCAUCUUGACCUUGAUUGCUGGCAGGUACAGCCCUCAUCAAGAUGCCGACCCAUUGAAGCCCAGGGAACCAGCCAUCAUUCAACGCUUUGUUGCUUACAAGAACCAAGACCAUGGAGCCUGGCUAAGGGGAGGUGACGUGUGGCUGGACGACUGCCAGUUUGCUGACAAUGGCAUCGGGCUGACUUUGGCCAGUGGGGGAACCUUCCCACACGAUGACGGUUCGAAGCAAGAAGUAAAGAACAGCCUGUUUGUAGGCGAAAGUGGGAAUACUGGGACCGAAACCAUGGACAACGACGUCUGGGGGCCCGGAGGCCUGGACCACAGUGGGAGGACUCUUCCAAUCGGACCGAAUUUCCCAAUCAGAGGGAUUCAGUUUUACGACGGGCCGAUCAAUGUCCAGAACUGCACCUUCCGGAGGUUCGCGGGGCUGGAGGAUCGCCACACCAGUGCCCUCGCGUUCCGGCUGAACAACGCUUGGCAAAGCUGCCCGAACAACAACGUCACAAACCUACACUUCGAAGAUGUCCCAAUUACUUCUAGAGUAUUUUUCGGAGAACCGGGGCCCUGGUUCAAUGGGCUGGAUAUGGAUGGGGACAAAACGUCGGUUUUCCAUGAUGUAGACGGUUCUGUUUCCGAAUAUCCUGGGUCGUAUCUCAUCAAGGAAGAUAACUGGUUGAUCAGGCAUCCAGAUUGCAUUGAUGUUCCAGAUUGGAGGGGCGCUAUCUGCAGCGGACGCUAUGCGCAGGUAUACAUCCAAGCCUACCGGUCGCCUAAUCUGAAAAUGAAGAUCAUCAAAAGUGACUCCUAUACGCAUCCUCUAUACUUGGAGGGGGCUUUGAGCAAGAGUACCCACUAUCAGCAGUAUCAGCCUGUGAUAACUCUACAGAAAGGCUACACUAUCCAUUGGGACAAGACGGCUCCCGAGGAAUUAGUUCUUUGGCUGAUUAAUUUCAACAAGAACGACUGGAUCCAAAUUGGGCUUUGUUAUCCAAGAGGGACAACGUUUUCCAUUCUCUCAGACAUCCACCAUCGGCUUUUGAAGAAAACGGAAAAAACCGGCAUUUUCUACCCAUCUCCUCAAAUGGACAGACUUGAGUAUCGAUACCCUACAAAAGGGUACUACUAUUGGGACGAUGAAACCGGACUGCUGUUUCUCAAGCUAAAAGCUCAGCAUGAGAAAGAGCCGUUUGCCUUCUGCUCUGUCAAAGGCUGUGAGCGAAUCAGGAUCAAAGCCAACCUCCCCAAGAAAGCGCAGAUCAGCGACUGCCAAGCUAAGGCCUAUCCGAAGUACGCCGAGAAACCCUCUGUGGACGUGCCGAUGCCCAAGAAGCUGCCUGGCACACAAAUGGACCGUUUUGUGGAGCUGAAGGUGGAAAGCUACAAGACCAGAUACUUGCAUCUUAAGGACGACUUUGCUUAUAUCUCAGUUGAUGGCAAGAAGUUCUCUCUCUCUGAAGAAGGUAUCCAGGUAGUUGUGGUAGACGGGCACCAUGGGAAAGUGAUCGACCAAAUGAGCUUCAGAAACUCCAUCCUCCAAGGAAUUCCAGGACAGAUAGAUAAUUAUGUCAGCAACAUCAGGAACAACUCUAUUGUGGUGAUGAUGUCUAAAGGAAGGUUCAUUUCAAGAGGCCCUUGGACAAAAGUCCUGGAGAAGCUCGGAGCGCAGAGAGGCUUUAAGUUGAAAGAUAAAAUGGCAUUUGUCGGAUACAAGGGCAGCUUCCGGCCCUUCUGGGUCAGGCUGAGCACCGACGACGAGGCUGUGAAGAUCUUCCAAGCCUUACCAGUCCCUGUGGUGAAGAAGAUGAAGUUGUGA
Molecule: messenger RNA, 4050 nt
Organism: Euleptes europaea (tarantolino)
Lineage: Eukaryota; Metazoa; Chordata; Lepidosauria; Squamata; Sphaerodactylidae
Gene: CEMIP
Product: cell migration inducing hyaluronidase 1
Exons: 27
Coding region: 1-4050 (1349 amino acids)
Source: RefSeq, a predicted model, not a curated record